Messenger RNA from Limulus polyphemus (Atlantic horseshoe crab), 2237 nucleotides. Its product is annotated as vesicle-associated membrane protein 7-like. The record is from RefSeq and is a predicted model, not a curated record. Gene Ontology annotation, cellular component: membrane; SNARE complex. Gene Ontology annotation, molecular function: SNAP receptor activity; SNARE binding. Bases 247 to 909 code for a protein of 220 amino acids. Lineage: Eukaryota; Metazoa; Arthropoda; Merostomata; Xiphosura; Limulidae. The transcript is spliced from 6 exons. Gene Ontology annotation, biological process: vesicle fusion; exocytosis.
AUAGCUCGUUACUUACUUUUUCGCUCACCAAUAAACAAGAGUACAUUACCGAGUCAUUUUGCGCUUCAUAGGGAUCGUGUAAUGUAAAUAACAAAAGAGAAAAGGUCAGUUCCAUUUCCAAUUUUUAAGUUUCAUCCAGAUGACAUUCCUGUUACUGUCAAUACGUAAAUGUUAACAUCAGAUCUAUGUCAAAACUUAAAAUAUUUAAAGUAGAAUUUAACGUUAAAUCACAAGGCUUUAACAGAAAUGUCAGGAAUACGGUAUGCAUGCAUUGCUCGAGGCUCUGUUAUCCUUGUUAGUCACCAGAAGGCUUCAGGGGACUUUGAGAAUGUGGCUCACGUCAUGUUGCCAAACAUUCCAAUAGCAAAGGAUACUAAAACAACUUAUACAUCAGAAAAUUACCUGUUUCAUGUCGUCGUUGAGAAUGGUCUCAUUUUUCUUUGCACUGCACCACCUGACUUUGGGAGGAGAUUGUGUUAUUCAUUUCUCAGUGAGGUGAAACGAAGAUUUAACACAAACAGCCUUAUGGCACGGGCUAAGUCAGCCAUAACUCACGAGUUGGGACGAGAUUUUGGACCCAUUUUAGCUGAAGAAAUGGAGCGAUACAGUCGGGGUGAGUCAGGGGACAAUAUUAGUCAACUCCAAUCACAGGUCGAGCAGGUUAAAGGAAUUAUGACACAAAAUAUUGAAAAAGUGUUAGAACGGGGUGAUCAGAUUGAUGUACUUCUGGAUAAAACAUCUGACCUUGAAGCAAGUAGUAGUCAUUUCAGAAGUUCAGCUCGUCGAGUUCGCCAGAAGAUGUUCUGUCAAAACGUCAAAAUGUGGUUAAUUCUGGGUUUUAUUGGAGUUGUUGUCAUCACAUUAAUUGUCCUUAUGGCCACUAAUGUUAUUCCUGUGAAAAAAAGUUAAAAUUUUGAACUCCAUAGGCUAAUCACUAAGUUUUAUAGUGUGAAAUUUAAAUUAAUUCGUAAGAAGUUAAUUAAUUUAAAAAACAAAUUAUUUCUUUUGUUUUCAAAGUUACUAAGAACCAAGUAAAACAUUUAUAAGGGAAACAUCUGUUUUAUGUAUAUAUACUGAUUUCAUGUUGUCUUUACUAAACUAGGUCUUCUAUAAGUUGAAAAAUAUUUGUACAAGAACAUGGUAUUAAGUACAACUUUAUAAAGUAAAGUGUUUUGUGUGUUUACUGACUUUAAGCUGAUGUUUUUCAAACAUAUUUUUAUAGGUAAAUAAGCUAUGACUACUUCUAUUUUCCAUAAAUAUAAGAAUAAGUAUAACAUUAUAAUGAAAAGGUUGUUUUAUAUAGAUACUGAUUUCAAAUUGUCUUUAUCAAAUAUGUUUUUUACAGAAGUAAGCUUUUAGUAUGUUUCUGUUUCACCAAAGAAUAGAGUGAAAAGGUGUAUCUUUCACGAAUUAAAGGAAACGCGUUUAUUAUUAAGCAUUUGUUUUUGUAUGAAAUAAUAAUAACAGUUAUAAGUACACCUAAUAUUUUAAUAAUUAAUGAAAAAAAUCAACCUAUUGGGAGUCAAAUUAUCAUGAAUUAAAAAAUAAAUCCUUACAAAUUUUAUAUUCCUAUUUUUCGACUUUCUAAAAUUCAAGAAGCCACGUAACUGUACAAUGUAAUUUAUUAAUUUUUUAACUCUAUUAUGUAUUUUGUCUGCAAGUUCCUUUAAUUUGGAAGAUUUACUUUGAUCCUUAUGAUAAAUAAAAAAAGGGAUAUUUAAGAUAAGGUUGACCAAACAGCUGAAAGAAGAAAGGAUACCACAUGCAUGCUAUUAACCAAUAGUAACUCAAAUCAACUAUGUGUGUUUUUGUAAAGACGAGUAUAUUGUUAUUUCUACAUAAUAAGGCUUGAUAAAACAUUUUAUAGAUCUUUUAUAGCUUAUUCAGCCAUAUGAUGCUCACAGUAGUUAACAAGGGACAGUGGUUUUGUAUGGUGGUUAGAAAAUCCUACCUUGUUACAACUAAGUAACUGGUUUCAUAUGCUUUAUAUUGCUGCAACGAAUUUAACUGAUUUUAUUGGGUUUUUUUACCUUAUAGCAUUGAAUGUAACCAGUUUCAUGGACCUCAUCUUGUUGCAUCAUAUGUAACUGAUUCCAUAAACUGUACUAGAAUAUUUAUUUAAACUCGACAGUUAUGACAGUGGACCAUAACUUACUUGCCAUAUCAUACUUAUUUCAUUUGUCUGGAAUUUUAUGUUGAAAAGCUGAAAACAUAUAAUAAAGAUUAAUAUUUAAGUU